GCAAAACGUGACGUCAGAGCAUGCGCGGUAGCAAGCGAAGUCCUUUUCGUUUUGUGGCCAUUGUCCGUCCACAGAACCAGCUCCGGUUUUCCCCAGAAAUCUUCCUCUAGCCAGAGUCCUCUGGCCACAAACAGCUUAAAAAUGGGCAUAAAAUUUCUUGAAGUCCUACGUCCAUUCAUUUCCGUUUUGCCCGAAGUAGCAAAACCCGAAAGAAAGAUUCAAUUCAGAGAAAAAGUACUAUGGACGGCAAUUACUCUUUUUAUUUUCCUGGUUUGUUGUCAGAUUCCUCUGUUUGGAAUCAUGUCUUCAGAUUCUGCCGAUCCAUUCUAUUGGAUGAGAGUAAUUUUAGCUUCAAACAGAGGUACAUUGAUGGAGCUUGGUAUCUCUCCUAUUGUCACUUCUGGUCUUAUUAUGCAGCUUUUGGCUGGUUCAAAGAUCAUUGAAGUAGGAGACACACCAAAGGAUCGAGCCCUGUUCAAUGGAGCUCAAAAGUUGUUUGGUAUCAUCAUCACCAUUGGUCAGGCAGUAGUGUACGUCAUGACUGGCAUGUAUGGUGAUCCGUCUGACUUGGGACCUGGUAUCUGCCUGCUGAUCAUCAUUCAGCUCUUCUGUGCUGGUCUGAUUGUCCUCCUCCUUGACGAGCUGCUGCAAAAGGGUUAUGGCCUGGGAUCUGGAAUCUCCCUAUUUAUUGCCACCAAUAUCUGUGAAACCAUUGUCUGGAAAGCGUUCAGUCCUGCUACCAUCAACACUGGAAGAGGUACCGAGUUUGAGGGUGCAGUAAUUGCUCUCUUUCAUCUGCUGGCCACAAGAACAGAUAAAGUGCGUGGUCUUAGGGAAGCAUUCUACAGGCAGAACCUCCCUAAUCUCACAAACUUGAUUGCUACCAUCUUUGUGUUUGGCAUAGUAAUCUACUUCCAGGGAUUCCGUGUAGACCUGCCAAUCAAGUCUGCUCGCUACAGAGGCCAGUACAGCUCUUACCCAAUCAAGCUAUUCUACACUUCCAACAUUCCUAUCAUUCUGCAGAGUGCUCUGGUAUCAAACAUCUAUGUUAUUUCUCAAAUGAUGUCUGCUAAGUUUGCCGGUAACUUCUUUGUUAAUCUGCUCGGCACAUGGGAGGAGGCUGGAGGUGGCCCCGCCAGGUCCUACCCCGUUGGUGGCUUGUGCUAUUACAUGUCGCCGCCAGAGACGGUCUCCCAUAUUAUAGAAGACCCAGUGCAUGCUUGCAUCUAUAUCUUUUUCAUGCUGGGAUCAUGUGCCUUCUUCUCCAAGACAUGGAUAGAUGUCUCUGGCUCAUCUGCUAAAGAUGUUGCCAAGCAACUGAAGGACCAGCAGAUGGUAAUGCGUGGCCACCGAGACAAGUCCAUGGUGCAUGAGUUGAACAGGUACAUCCCCACUGCUGCAGCAUUUGGUGGUCUUUGUAUUGGUGCUCUUUCUGUCCUGGCUGACUUCCUGGGUGCCAUUGGCUCAGGAACGGGUAUUCUCCUUGCUGUCACCAUCAUCUAUCAGUACUUUGAGAUCUUCGUUAAGGAGCAAAGUGAAAUGGGAGGAAUGGGAGCACUUCUCUUCUAACCUUAUCAACAUGAAUCAAGUUCUAUAGCUUUGUGGCAUCUUAGAACAAAUGAAGACUUGAAUUACAGCCAAGAUAUGAACUCUAACAUGCGUUCAACAGCAGAAGUAGUAAUUUUAAUCAAUUUGUUUUCAGAUUUUCGUAAGAAUGUUUUCAAAAGAGCUUUCAGUUUAUGAAAGUGUGUUGAAUGCUGGCUCAAUAUUUUUGAUGACAAAGACUGAAUUUCUUUGAGAAUGAUAUAUGUACAAUUACUGCAUUGUUGGCCCAAAGUUCGCACCGAAUGCAUGUGUGUAUACUUCAUGUUGAAUUCAUACAUAUCCCAUCCACCCUGCCUGGAUAGCAACCCACACGGGGGUUACCCUUAAGCCACUAUCAUUGUUUUCUCCCAUUUAGUAUACUUGUAAAAGACACUGAUAUUACCAGAUAAUCGUGUAUAAUGGCAGUUAUUUUGGUAGAGUUUUUUUGAUAUAUGUAGAUUCGAUGGAUAUAUGGUUGUUGCGAUUGAAUUUUACAUUAUUUUAAACCCAUCCUCACUGUAACAUGGCUUUGAAUUAAGGAAAUAAAUCUAUGAAACUCUUCA
Messenger RNA from Nematostella vectensis (starlet sea anemone), 2147 nucleotides. Its product is annotated as protein transport protein Sec61 subunit alpha. Gene Ontology annotation, cellular component: membrane; Sec61 translocon complex. Gene Ontology annotation, molecular function: ribosome binding; signal sequence receptor activity; transmembrane protein transporter activity. Gene Ontology annotation, biological process: post-translational protein targeting to membrane, translocation; SRP-dependent cotranslational protein targeting to membrane, translocation. The record is from RefSeq and is a predicted model, not a curated record. The transcript is spliced from 13 exons. The coding region runs from base 142 to 1569 and encodes 475 amino acids. Lineage: Eukaryota; Metazoa; Cnidaria; Anthozoa; Actiniaria; Edwardsiidae.